This is a messenger RNA of Helobdella robusta, 3276 nucleotides long. RefSeq lists its product as hypothetical. The record is from RefSeq and is a predicted model, not a curated record. The transcript has 10 exons. Gene Ontology annotation, molecular function: protein binding. NCBI's taxonomy places the organism in Eukaryota, Metazoa, Annelida, Clitellata, Rhynchobdellida, Glossiphoniidae. Bases 1 to 3276 code for a protein of 1091 amino acids.
AUGAAGAAACCGCCGGAGCAGUUGAAAAAUCGGAUAAGACAAAUAUCGUUGGAAACUUUCAAAAAGACCACCGAUCCCAGGUACAUCCCUCCCACCAGACCACCUACACCCCCACCACUACCCCCUAACCUGUCACCGCCCAUUCAAGAACGUACCAACAAUAACAACUCGAGCAACUUCAAAAGUAGAAGAGUUAACUUUCAAGAGAGCAUCAACAGAGAAAACUUCAUCCGCAACUGCAACAAAAUUAUCAACAGCAUUCGACGCAAGAUCAACAUCAACAUUUUCAACAAUUACUGCAACAAAAACAUCCAAAACAUCAACUUCAACAAAAACAACAGCAACAACAACGACUACAACAAAGACUACAACAACAAAAACAACAGCAGCAACAAAAAACUCAACAGCACAAAUUUACACAACAAAUUUGAUAAGAAGUGCAAAGACGGAGAGAUGUGGAAGAACAUGAUUGUCAGUGGUCUCGAUCCAUCCUUCAUGUUCUAUAAGGGACAAUCUUCAAAAUAUACCCACCCGCUUCAUGGUGAUGGUGCUGACGAUGACAAUGACGACGAUGAUGAAGAUGAUGACACUCAUGCCAAUAAAAAUCACUCGGAAAGGAAACCAGACAACAAGAACUUCAACGCAAAAAAUGAUCAAUUCAUCCACUCGUUCAGGGACACUUACCAACAUUUUAAAAACAUCCAACAGAGGAAAUGGAGAAGACAUUUCAAAAACGAUGCUUACGUCAAUUAUAAAAGUGCUGGUAAUGAUGGCGACGACGACGUUGAUGGUGACGACUACGACGACGACGGUGGUAGUGGUGGAAAAAAUAUUAAUUACAACAGCAACGACGAGAUAUCAAGCUACAACCAAAUUCACUCACUCAACACAUCUUCCGGCGCCAAAAAUGAACUCUUCCAUAAAAAGAUUUCCUCGUCAACGCCGACGUUGGUUAAUAAAAAACAUGACGCCAUAUUGUCUGCCAGACGCUACCAAUCGACAUACAGUCAGUAUCCAAGCAGAGAGUCCAGCACGCAGAACUCUUCAACGUUCACAAGCAAUUACGCAACCUCUAUCGCGUCGACACUUCCAGAAGACCAAACAGCAUUCGACAAUCCAAACCAUGUCCCCCCAGAACCAGCACAUAGAAAAAAGUCUGCACUCAAAGCGCCUACUUAUUUCAAUUCUACCUCGUCAACUUUCGAUGUCGUCUCUUCAAAACAAAAGAGGUCCGCUUCAAAUGCACAACAAUCUUCUUACCAAGACAUCAACGCUAUGGAUUACAAUGUUAUUUACGACGCCAGACAAGCUACACAGAUGCCAAAUAAUAAAGGCAGAUUUGAUCAGACCAGGUCUGCUUCGUCAAACAACUUUGAAGAGAACUUUACGCAGUAUCCCAGUUAUCAGAACUCAGAAAAUGCAAACGACGUGAAUGAGAUGCAGUAUCGAAGCAUUCCAUCCAGCCAGUUGAAGAUUGCAUCGGGAGCUCUCCUCAUGGGCAGAUAUUCAAACAGAAAACAGUUUCCUCUUGAUGACGUCACGUACAAUCAGGGAUCACGCAGGGUCAUCCAGUUCAUGCACAGUUUGUGGUUGGAACAAACGACGUGUGAUGUGACCAUAGUGGCCAACGGAGGGCAGAUCAUGGCUCAUCAGAAGUUAAGAAGGAACUACACAACGCAGGUAAUAAUGGCAGCGUGGAGCCCAACGCUGGCUUCCGUCUUCAAGCAGCACAGCUUGCAAUUCGAACACACGGACGAUCCGGUGACCUUCAACAUGACAGAUUAUCCGUGUGACGUUGUUGCCGACGUCAUCAAUUUCAUGUACACGACCGACAUCCACCUGGAACUCGCCAACGUCGGAAUGGUGGUGGCCGUCAGUCGAGAACUUGACCUUUCAACUCUGGUUAACGUUUGCGGAGAUUUCCUAAUCAAGACUUGCACACCUGACCAGGUGCUCCUGAAUUAUUCGGUGGCAGCCAACAACAACCUGAGGUACGCCGAGGAAGGUUUCGCUGACGUCAUCGCCAACUCGAUGAUCGAAGUAUCUGAGCAAAAAUAUUUUUGCUACCUCCCGUUCGAAAGACUGUACUCCUUUUUAACGCAUCCGAAGAUGUGUGGUCGUGAGAUUGACAUAUUCUUCGCCAUCGUAAAGUGGGUAGACUUCAACAGAUCCUCGAGGUUAAAGUACAGCAAGGACCUUCUGCCGCUGGUUCGCUUCCAACACAUGUGCAUGAACGAUCUGUCUCAAAAAGUGGAGUUCUCUGGUUGGAUAUUCACGAACAAGGAAACGAAGGACCUCCUACUCAAUGCUUACAAGUACCAUGCCAUGCUGAGCAGCGGCGUGACACCACCUGGAGACUUCAAACUGGAUAAGCCUCGCUGCGCUCCUCAUAACAAACGAAAACCUCUUUCCGCCUCACUCGGAGAGUUCGUCAACGACUACUCGACCAAACUGGAAAAGUGUAUUGUCAAUCAGGAUUGCAACAACCUACCAAACAACUGGGACAAGUUGGAAAUCAUGAAACUGAAAAGCAAUUUGGAUUUCACGUCGAAAUUCGGCAACGAUGGGGAACGGGACGAGAAUGAAACGGUUAUCAACAGUGGUUGGCUCGCUAAUGAAUCUGUCAUACAAAAUGUUUUCGCCCAGACAGCUCCGCAAGGAACAGCAGGAGAUUUGAGCCAUCACAACAACGCAUACGACAACCUUCCACACGAUCAGACGAACAACUCCAUUUACAAACAUGAUGCAACUAUUGAAAAAAAAAAAUUGGACGCGGAAGUUAGGCCUGGCUCCAACAACAACAACUUACAAAAUUCCGACAAUCAAUAUCUGCCAGUUCUCGCAGCCAGAAGCUUUCAUUACAGCAACAAAAUAAUGAGCCCGAACAUUCCGAAAGAAAUUUUUGAUAACAACAACGAGCAGCCUUUCUUGAAAUCGAGCGCACCCGCAGAAACGAGAUUAAAUGAAAGAUUAGAGUGCAAUGAGAAAAAUUUCACCGAAAAGAGUAAAAGUUGUAGUCAUACAGUUAUCCAGUUAAGCAAACCUAAUCCUUCUUUCGAUCAACGAAGUUCUUUGGAAAAAAAUCUGACAGAGCUGAAAAAUAAUUUUCAUUUGACGGACAACACGUUCAAAAGUUUUGAAAGAGCGAGAUUUGCGAAAUUGAGAAUGAAGAACCCGAUAGAACAAAAUCUUUUCAUGCCCCAAGUCACUUACUCCCCUACCGACCUGCUGGCAAACGUGCAUGGAAACAAUGCUGAUUGUUCUCAUUACAGAUGA